AUGGCAACAAUGAUUCAGACUCAAUACACACAGGUCGAACUGCUGACUCUCCAUGGACCGGAGUUUCGUCGAGUGUCCACUGCACCGCCCAGAUUACCUACCGAGGAUGAGAUCCCGAUCAUUGAUCUAAGCACCAUCGAUAAUGGUUUUGAAGCCAGGAAAGCGAUCGCAUCUCAAGUUAAAGCUGCGGCGGAGAGUACGGGAUUCUUCUAUAUCACGAAUCAUGGUAUCUCGGAAGAGCUCCUGGAUCGUGCGCUCUCAAAAGCUCAGGAGUUUUUUGGUCAAACGAUCGAGCAGAAGGAGCUGGUCUCGAAUAAGAGAUCCAAGCAUGCAGAUGGCUUUCACGGUGUGGGAAGUACACAGGUCAAUAAGACAGAGACGCGAGACCGCAAGGAAACCUUCUCACUGCGCUACAAUCCUCUAAAUGACCCAACAAUGUCCAACCCAGAAGCCCUGCUCUCUGAUCCAAGCUAUUCCUAUGGCAAUGACGAGUUCCUAUGGGAAGGGACGUCUCACAUCCCCGGCUUCAAGGAAACAACCAUUGAAUUCUGGCAGCGACGCCUAACUCUCGCCCGCAAAAUGAUCCGCAUCUUCGCAUUAGCCCUCGACAUGCCCGAAGACUACUUCGACUCCGUGACCACAAACCCGGGCGCCGACGGGCUAUACGUCCACUACCCCGGCUGCCCCGAGACUAUAUCCGACGACGCCGAGACAGACGUCGGGAUCGGCUCGCAUACUGAUAUUCAAUGCGUCACUCUAUUAUGGCAGGAUAUGUCGGGCGGAUUACAAGUUCUCUCUGCGAGUGACGAGUGGUUAGAUGCGCGACCUAUUCCCGGGACUAUAGUGGUGAAUAUUGGGGACUUUUUGCAGCGGCUUUCGAAUAAUCGGUUCAAGUCGACGGUGCAUCGGGUGUAUAACCGACAGACUACGUCGAGGUAUUCGAUGCCGUUUUUCUUGGGAUUUAAUCCUGAUUCGGUGUGUACGGUUGUGCCAUCGUGCGUGGAUGAGGAUCAUCCAGCGUUGUAUGAGCCUAUCUCUUGUGGGAAGUGGCAUCAAAAUCGCCUUGCACUGGCGCAGGGUAAAACUAUUACUGCAUGA
Molecule: messenger RNA, 1098 nt
Organism: Penicillium subrubescens
Lineage: Eukaryota; Fungi; Ascomycota; Eurotiomycetes; Eurotiales; Aspergillaceae
Product: isopenicillin N synthase family dioxygenase
Exons: 3
Coding region: 1-1098 (365 amino acids)
Source: RefSeq, a predicted model, not a curated record